GAUUUUGGAAAAGAAGAAGAUGUGGCCCAAACCUCCCCACAUGAUCAGACGGUUGCACUGAAGAUUCCAGUUCUAACGUUAUAUCGCCAUCCUCUCGUCCGAAUCCGAUAAAAAGCGCGAUGUCAACGCAGUUCAAGAGCGGUCCCGCUUUCGGACUGUCCGCGGAAAUCAAGAGUAAGCUGGCCCACAAAUAUGACCCAAAUAAGGAGGAGGAGCUAAGAUUGUGGAUCAGCGAGGUCACAGGCCGCAAACUUCCCGAGAACUUCAUGGAGGGGCUGAAAGACGGAGUGAUCCUCUGCGAGCUUAUCAACACUCUUCAGCCCGGUUCUGUUAAAAAGAUCAACAACUCUCCUCAAAACUGGCAUCAGCUGGAAAAUAUUGGUAAUUUCGUCCGAGCCAUUCAAGAAUAUGGAAUGAGGCCAGAUGAUAUAUUUGAGGCCAACGACCUGUUUGAGAACGUCAACCACACUCAGGUCCAGUGCACGCUUAUUACACUGGCUGGGAUGGCUAAAUCUAAAGGCUUCUAUUCGAAAUACGAUGUUGGAGUGAAAUACGCAGAGAAGCAACAACGCAAAUUUGCUCCUGGGAAACUAAGGGAGGGACGCAACGUUAUUGGUCUGCAGAUGGGCACCAAUAAGUUUGCCAGUCAAAAGGGCAUGACGUCUUAUGGCACACGGCGUCACCUCUAUGACCCCAAGAAUGGUAUGGAGAAUCCUCUGGACCAAUCAACAAUCAGCCUGCAGAUGGGCACCAACAAAGGAGCUAGUCAGGCCGGCAUGACGGCCCCCGGCACCAAGCGGCAGAUCUUCGAUAAGAAGCUGGAUAUGGAGAUGUGCGACACCUCUAUCGUCUCGCUGCAGAUGGGCACCAAUAAAAUGGCGUCCCAGACCGGCAUGACGGUGUACGGUCUGCCCCGUCAGGUGUACGACAGCAAGUACUGCUCCAGCCCUGAUGACUUCAUCAACAACGGCCAGGACUCAGAGAUGGAUGGGUAUCAGGAUUCUGACUAGGAUGAACAGACAGCUGCCAGCACGCUGCUUUUUAGACAUUCACCUGCACUUUUUUGAUAUUCCAAAUUGAUGUUGACCAGUAGGACCAGCUUGAACUGUUUCCUGACAUCACAGCCACCGAUCAAAGCUGAGAACCUCAGUGACUGACCGCACGUAGCAAACAAACUCAGAAAGAAUUCAUUUCCUUUUCUUUUCUUUAUAAACAGGCUUUUCCUGCUUCUCACUUUGUAGCUUUAAUAUUAUACAUUUUUCAGUUUUAUUUUAUUGUUAUUUUGAAUGUGCAAUUCUCCCAUCUCCUGCCCUGCGAAAUUUUCUCACAUGAACAAAAAAUAAUGCAGAUGAUAAAUAUGGAUGAAUUAUUAAUGAUACACUACUGGUCAGAAGUUUAGAAUAAUUUGGAUUUCUUAAUGUUUAUUAAAAGCAGUCUCUUUUGCUCAACAAGGCUGCAUUUAUUUGAUUAAAAAUGCAGUAAAACAAAGAAAUAUUAUUUAAUUUAAAAUAACUAUUUUCAAUUUGAAUAUAGUGUAAAAUGAAAUGUAUUCUUGAGAUGCGCAGCUGAAUUUUCAGCGUCAUUCCUCCAGUCUUCAAGUGUCACUUAAACCUUCAGAAAUCAGUUUAAUAUGUGGAUUUGCUGCUCCAUUAUUAUCAGUUAUUGGUGCUCAGUUGUUAAUAAUUGUUCAUAUUUUUACCAUGUUUUUGCUGCUUAAUAUUUUUGUGGAAACUGUGAUAGUUAUUUGAAAUAGAAAUCUUUUGUACAUUAUAAAUGUCUUUACUGUCGCCUUUGAUCUGUUCAAUGGAUCCUUUCUGAAAACAAAGUUUUAUUUCUUUAAAACAGCAAAAACAUUGUUUCUUGAGCAGCAGAUCAGAAUAUCAGAAUGAUUCCUGAAGAUCAUGUGACACUGAAGACUGGAGUAAUGAUGUUGAAAAUUCUGCUUUUCACAUUUUUAAAUAUACUCAAGUGAAAAAACAAUUAUUUUAAAUGAUAAUAUUUCACAAAAUUGCUGUUUUCCUAUAUUUCCGGUCAAAUGAAUGCAUUCAAAAAAUGUUAAAUGAUAUCUUAAUUAUUCCAAACUUCUGCCCCAUCGUGUAAUUGGAGUGGAUUUGGUCUGCAUAUUUUAAUAGGUUCCAUGAUGGGGUUUUUUUUUUUAUUGGAUGAAGAGGAAAUCCAACCAAAGACGCCCCACUACUGCCAAUGUCCUGAAGAUACUCAGAUGAACUUAACCAAACUACUGCAUCUUUGAGAUUGUCUUGUUUUUUUUUUUUUUAGGUUUUGUCACUCAACUAUAAGCUUCACAAAGUUUAAUAAUGUCCAGUUUGCAUAAUUGUUUGAAAAGGUGUUGACCCUGCUCCAACACACCUGCUUGUAGUUCUCAAGCAAUUCCACCGGUGAUGAUUAGCUGCUUCAGAUCUGUUAAAC
Carassius auratus (goldfish) is the source of this 2427-nucleotide messenger RNA. Its product is annotated as calponin-1-like. The transcript has 7 exons. The record is from RefSeq and is a predicted model, not a curated record. Lineage: Eukaryota; Metazoa; Chordata; Actinopteri; Cypriniformes; Cyprinidae. The coding region runs from base 120 to 1010 and encodes 296 amino acids. Gene Ontology annotation, molecular function: actin filament binding. Gene Ontology annotation, cellular component: actin cytoskeleton. Gene Ontology annotation, biological process: actomyosin structure organization; actin filament organization.